Sapajus apella (tufted capuchin) is the source of this 5197-nucleotide messenger RNA. It is a transcript of the gene CLSTN1, whose product is annotated as calsyntenin 1. Gene Ontology annotation, cellular component: cell surface; postsynaptic membrane. The record is from RefSeq and is a predicted model, not a curated record. Lineage: Eukaryota; Metazoa; Chordata; Mammalia; Primates; Cebidae. Gene Ontology annotation, biological process: positive regulation of synapse assembly; homophilic cell-cell adhesion; positive regulation of synaptic transmission. The transcript has 19 exons. Gene Ontology annotation, molecular function: amyloid-beta binding; calcium ion binding; kinesin binding. The coding region runs from base 797 to 3742 and encodes 981 amino acids.
GUCUCCUGGACCCCCUUUCGCGACCCCUCUCAUCCCCUUACUGGGCAGAAGAGGACCCCGAGGUUCUGGGAGGCCACGCGACCUGCCCGAAGUGACUAGCGCCCUGGGCCGCACUCGCCCGCCCGUGUCUGCGCUACUGGGGGAGGGAGUGGGAUGAGCCCUCGGGGUGGAGGAGGAGGCGCGGCCCCCGGGUACCGCUCGCCUGGCCUCAGGAGCCCGGGAGCGCGCGCGGGGACGCGGAGUUGAGGCUCUCGGGCGGCGGCCGGGGAAAGGGCUGCCGUUCCCCGGGCCCCACCCUGGGCCCCUCCCGGCCGCUCGGAACCCACCCCAGGCGCGUCCCCGCGGUUGCGCGCUCCAGGCGGGGCCGACGGGCCCGCAGGCGCGCGCUAGUUCUCGGGUCCGCGGCGCGCGCUCUCUCCUGUCUCUCCUCCCCCGCCCCUCCCCGGCCCGCGCGCUCCCGGAGUCCAUCGCGCGCGCGCCUCGCGUCGCUCCCCAUCCCCGCCCCUCCCGCCGCCACCCCGCCCCCGGCCGGGUACCCUCGCCGGACCCGAGAGAGAGCGCGGCCGCCAUCUUAGUUGCUGCCGCUGCCUCUAGCAAGGCGCUGCUCCGAGGCGGGGAGGGCGGCGCGGGCCGAGCGCGCGGCCCAGCGUCACGGCGGCGGCGGCGGCUCCUCCUCGGACCCCGGAGCCCCCCGCGCCGCGGAGCAGCCGGUCCUGGGCCCCGAGAGCCCUGAGAGCCCCGAGAGCCCCGCUAGGCGUCCCGCGCGCCUCCCUGCCGCUCCCGCCCCGGGCCGGCGAUGCUGCGCCGCCCCGCGCCCGCGCUGGCCCCGGCCGCCCGGCUGCUGCUGGCCGGGCUGCUGUGCGGCGGCGGGGUCUGGGCCGGGCGAGUUAACAAGCACAAGCCCUGGUUGGAGCCUACCUACCACGGCAUAGUCACAGAGAAUGACAACACGGUGCUCCUGGACCCCCCGCUCAUCGCCCUGGACAAAGAUGCACCUCUGCGUUUUGCAGAGAGUUUUGAGGUGACAGUCACCAAAGAAGGUGAGAUUUGUGGAUUUAAAAUUCACGGGCAGAAUGUCCCCUUUGAUGCAGUAGUUGUGGAUAAAUCCACUGGUGAGGGCGUCAUUCGCUCCAAAGAGAAACUGGACUGUGAGCUACAGAAGGACUACUCAUUCACCAUCCAGGCCUAUGACUGUGGGAAGGGACCUGAUGGCACCAACGUGAAAAAGUCUCAUAAAGCAACUGUCCAUAUUCAGGUGAACGAUGUGAAUGAGUACGCGCCCGUGUUCAAGGAGAAGUCCUACAAAGCCACAGUCAUCGAGGGGAAGCAGUACGACAGUAUUUUGAGGGUGGAGGCCAUGGAUGCCGACUGCUCCCCUCAGUUCAGCCAGAUCUGCAGCUAUGAAAUCAUCACUCCAGACGUGCCCUUUACGGUCGACAAAGAUGGUUAUAUUAAAAACACAGAGAAGUUAAACUAUGGGAAAGAACAUCAGUAUAAGCUGACUGUCACUGCCUACGACUGUGGGAAGAAAAGAGCCACAGAAGACGUUUUGGUGAAGAUCAGCGUCAAGCCCACCUGCACCCCUGGGUGGCAAGGCUGGAACAACAGGAUUGAGUAUGAGCCGGGCACAGGCGCAUUGGCCGUCUUUCCAAAUAUCCACCUGGAGACGUGUGACGAGCCAGUCGCCUCAGUACAGGCCACGGUGGAGCUAGAAACCAGCCACAUAGGGAAAGGCUGCGACCGAGACACCUACUCAGAGAAGUCCCUCCACCGGCUCUGUGGUGCGGCUGCGGGCACUGCUGAGCUGCUGCCAUCCCCGAGCGGCUCCCUCAACUGGACCGUGGGCCUCCCCACCGACAACGGCCACGACAGCGACCAGGUGUUUGAGUUCAACGGCACCCAGGCAGUGAGGAUCCCAGACGGCGUUGUGUCGGUCAGCCCCAGAGAGCCAUUCACCAUCUCUGUGUGGAUGAGGCAUGGGCCUUUUGGCAGGAAGAAGGAGACGAUUCUUUGCAGUUCUGACAAAACAGAUAUGAAUCGGCACCACUACUCACUGUACGUCCACGGGUGCCGGCUGGUCUUCCUCCUCCGCCAGGAGCCUUCGGAGGACAAGAAAUACAGACCUGCAGAAUUCCACUGGAAGCUUAAUCAGGUCUGCGAUGAGGAAUGGCACCACUACGCCCUCAGUGUGGAAUUCCCCAGCGUGACUCUCUAUGUGGAUGGCACGUCCUAUGAGCCCUUCUCUGUGACUGAAGAUUACCCGCUCCAUCCAUCCAAGAUAGAAACUCAGCUCGUGGUGGGGGCUUGCUGGCAAGAGUUUUCAGGAGUUGAAAGUGACAAUGAAACUGAGCCUGUGACUGUGGCCUCUGCAGGUGGCGACCUGCACAUGACCCAGUUUUUCCGAGGCAAUCUGGCUGGCCUAACUCUCCGUUCUGGGAAACUCGCAGAUAAGAAGGUGAUCGACUGUCUGUAUACCUGCAAGGAGGGGCUUGACCUGCAGGUCCCUGAAGACAGCAGCAGAGGCGUACAGAUCCAAGCACACCCCAGUCAGUUGGUGUUGACCUUGGAGGGAGAGGACAUCGGGGCAUUGGAUAAGACCAUGCAGCACAUCUCCUACCUGAACUCUCGGCAGUUCCCCACGCCCGGAAUUCGCAGACUCAAAAUCACCAGCACAAUCAAGUGUUUUAACGAGGCCACCUGCAUGUCAGUCCCCCCAGUAGAUGGCUACGUGAUGGUUUUACAGCCUGAGGAGCCCAAGAUCAGCCUGAGCGGCGUCCACCAUUUUGCCCGAGCGGCUUCUGAAUUCGAAAGCUCAGAAGGGGUGUUCCUUUUUCCUGAGCUUCACAUCAUCAGCACCAUCACGAGAGAAGUGGAGCCUGAAGGGGACGGGGCUGAGGACCCCACAGUUCAAGAAUCACUGGUGUCCGAGGAGAUUGUGCACGACCUGGAUACCUGUGAGGUCACGGUGGAGGGAGAGGAGCUGAACCACGAGCAGGAGAGCCUGGAGGUAGACAUGGCCCGCCUGCAGCAGAAGGGCAUUGAAGUGAGCAGCUCGGAGCUGGGCAUGACCUUCACAGGCGUGGACACUAUGGCCAGCUACGAGGAGGUUUUGCACCUCCUGCGCUAUCGGAACUGGCAUGCCAGGUCCUUGCUUGACCGGAAGUUCAAGCUCAUCUGCUCAGAGCUGAAUGGCCGCUACAUCAGCAACGAAUUUAAGGUGGAGGUGAAUGUAAUCCACACGGCAAACCCCUUGGAACACGCCAACCACAUGGCUGCCCAGCCCCAGUUCGUUCACCCGGAACACCGCUCCUUUGUUGACCUGUCAGGCCACAACCUGGCCAACCCCCACCCGUUUGCAGUUGUCCCCAGCACAGCAACCGUGGUGAUUGUGGUGUGUGUCAGCUUCCUGGUGUUCAUGAUCAUCCUGGGGGUCUUUCGGAUCCGGGCUGCACACCAGCGGACCAUGCGGGACCAGGACACCGGGAAGGAGAACGAGAUGGACUGGGACGACUCUGCCCUGACCAUCACCGUCAACCCCAUGGAGACAUACGAGGACCAGCACAGCAGUGAGGAGGAAGAGGAGGAGGAGGAGGAAGAGGAGAGCGAGGACGGCGAGGAAGAAGAUGACAUCACCAGUGCAGAGUCGGAGAGCAGCGAGGAGGAGGAGGGGGAGCAGGGUGACCCCCAGAACGUGAACCGGCAGCAGCAGCUGGAGUGGGACGACUCCACCCUCAGCUACUGACCCGCGUCCCUGGCCACAUUUGUUUCUGCUUCCGAAGACUCUGCUGUCAUCCGUUCUCCCAUUCCCAAGGGUCCAUGGUGUACAAAGUCAUUUCGGCCAGUAGGUGUGCAGACCCCUUCCCGCCGCGAUUGUCGCCGUGCUUGGUGUGUAGGACCCUAGGCUCCCCCCGCCCUCUGCCUGGUCGCUCUCUUCAGUCCCAUGAGGAGCUGACGAGUCCUCUCUGGCUGCCAUCCGGCUCGUGCAGGGGCCGCUCAGCGCCUCGGGCCCCGCCUUUGUGUCUGGAGUCUCCCCCACCGGGGAGAGGACCCGGCCCUCGCGCUCCAGAAAAGCCAUGCCAGCUGGACUCGUUGACAAAGGGUAAAAAAUGCUCACUCCCACCCGGUAAUCAUUUUUUUCUUUUUUUAAAAAAGUUUUUAUUUUUUCCAAACUAGUGCAUGUAUAAAUAAUGGCAGGAUGGGGCUACUGUGUAGAUGAUUAACUGACUUUUUAAUAUUUUGUAAAUAAAUCGGAUUCCUGUGUCCUUUGUGCUAGUGUAACCCAGGACUGGAAUGUAAAGUGAAUGAUGUUCAGAGCUCUGAGCAUGGGCUCUUCCCGCCAGAAGGCACCCUCCCUCCCCAGUGUGGCUGGGAGUCAGGGCCACAGGCCUUGACGUGUGCUGCUCAGGAGACCGGAUCAGGGACCGUUCUUUGGUAGCUACAAGUAGCUGGGCCUUGCCUUUGGGAUUCUGCCUGCUCCUAACUUGGUGUGGGUGUGCGGGUGCAGGGUCCCCGGCCCCUUUUCCACACUCCUCCGACAGCAGCUCCCUGUGCAGCAGCCUGGACUCACCGUGCACAGCCUUGUGGUUUAUGCCUAGGUGUAUGUUUCCCUGCUGGUGAAAGGGGCAUAGACUACAGAAACUGACAGGCGUCCUGCAGGCCGCCGGCCACUCCCUUCAGAGACGGCAGAAGUCUCAGAACAUCCAGUAGGGACCCGUGGCCUGAAGGCAAAGUGCUAGAAUUUUCCAAAACAGCCUGUUCUCUCCUCUCUCCUCCCCAGAGCCCCGUGGGAUGCCUCCUGCCAGCAGCGGGGUGAAGUCUGUCUCCCCUAGGAGCCCUGCUGCUUUGCUUGGCAGUGGUAGGGCAAAAGGAGAGAAAACAGUCAUGGUCUAAAGGCACUUUGCUCUUAGUGACAUGUAAAAUUUUAGAUUUCUAAAACGGGUGGGCAAUCAUUUUGAAUACUGUUCUGUGACCCUGACCACUCGUUCUGAGGACACUGCCGGCUGCGCUGUGUUGUGUGUGGCCUGUGGCCAUCCUCCAUGUCCCGUCCCUGUAGCUGCUCUGUUUGACAGCGGACGCUCACGCCCAGGGGAUGUCCUCAUGCUGUAUGUCGCCGCCGUGGUUUCCCUCUGCAGAUGUGUAUAUUGAUGAUAGGUCAGAAAGUGUAUCCGCUACAAUAAAGUUCUGGUUCUGACUCCAG